GCGCGCGUGUGUGUGUUUACGUGUGCGGAGAGAGCUGUCAGUGAAAAUCGUGUACAGUGAACGGCAACAUGCUCAACUAAACCUAUCAACAUUUACUUAAUUCCUCUAAACUCCGGGGGAAAAAUUCGGGAUAAAACAUUCGGGGCUAGACGCCCCUGGCUGUGAGGACUUUACUCUGAUGUUUCAUCGACUAUAUAAAGGACUUCACCAAAUUGUUAUCAUGAAUUUUUUUUUAAUUUCUAUCCGGUUAAAGUCUACACUGUAAGAUGGAGGACAGCAGCAUUAUAAUAAAAGUUCUUCAUUUUUGCACAGUUUGUCUUUUUCUGCCAUCAGCAGUUGCUUCCAUCUGCUUACUGAUUUUGUGUGUGUGUGCAUUGGGUGGCCUUAUUCAUUCAGUAGUCACACACACUCUGCUGUACCUCUACACUGCUGUCAGAUCAGGAAUAAAUUUCUCAGAGUUCUCUGCUGUGGGUCUGAUGGAUGGAGAGCAGUGUGUGUACUAUGACAGUAACAUCACAAAGAUGAUCCCAAAGACGGAGUGGAUGCAGAAGAUCAGCACUGAUGAUCCAGAUUACUGGAACAGAGAGACACAGCGUAUGAGGCAUCGUCAGGACCAAUUCCAAGACACAGUGGCUGCAGUAAGGAAGAGCUUGAAUAUAAAUGGAGGAGUCCACACACUCCAGAGGAUGUACGGCUGUGAGCUCUAUGAUGACGGCACCACUAGAGGAUAUGAUCAGUACGCUUAUGAUGGAGAAGAUUUCAUCAGUCUGAAUCUGACAACUGGAACCUGGACUGCAGCUAAACCACAAGCUGUGAUGUUUAUAAAGGUGUGGGAUCCUAAAGGAGCAAAGGCUCAAUACUGGCAGAGCUACCUGAAGAGUGAUUGUAUUGAUCAGUUACGAAAGUUUGUGUCUUACAGCAGAGAGACUCUGGAGAGGAAAGUUCCUCCUACAGCAUCAGUGUUCCAGAAACACUCGCCUUCUCCAGAGGUGGUGUGUCACGCUACAGGUUUCUUCCCCAAAGCAGUGAAUAUCACCUGGAGGAAGGACGGAGAGGACGUGAACGAGGACGUGGAGCUCAGAGAGACGUUACCCAACCAGGAUGGAAGCUUCCAGAAGAGAAGCAUUCUGAAAGUCCCAGCUGAGGAUCUGCAGAAACACACCUACACCUGCGUGAUUCAGCACAGCAGCUUGAAGGAGGAGUUAGUGCUGUAUGUGAACGAGCAGCAAAUCACAAAAGAUGGAGGAUCAGGUGGAUGGAAGACUGGCGUUGUUGUUCCUGUAGUCGUAGUUGCUGUUCUUGUUGCUGUUGUUGCUGGAGUAUUCAUCUGGAUAAAGAAAAAGGGGUCUGGUGUGCAAAGUCCCCAAGUUCAGACAGGAGCUGAGUUACAUCCCUUAAAUACUCCACACAGUGACGUUCCAGUCUAAACCAGUAAGUGAGCCUCCACACUGAAGAGUGAUUUCCUGCCCAGCUUUUCCUCUACUGAAGCUUCCAUCCAGGGUGUGAAGAGUGAAUACAGACGUCUUUCAUGUGGGUUUAGCUCAGACUCCAGGGUACUGCACAUUUUCAGUCUUUAUCAGAACGUAUGGAGUUUAUUUUGUUGGUGUUUUUCUGCUAAGCUCCAGCUAACAUUUCCUCCAAGUGUUUGUGUGUUCGGUCUGUAAACAAGGAUUCACUCUGCUGCUGCAGUAAAGCUUUUGUGCCUCCUGCUGGAGGAAGGUGGAAUUGCACUGAGGGUUUGAGGUUUAAAAUUUAUAAAAUUUAGACUUUUACUUUGAAAA
Molecule: messenger RNA, 1781 nt
Organism: Hemibagrus wyckioides
Lineage: Eukaryota; Metazoa; Chordata; Actinopteri; Siluriformes; Bagridae
Product: H-2 class I histocompatibility antigen, Q9 alpha chain-like
Exons: 7
Coding region: 267-1427 (386 amino acids)
Biological process (GO): immune response
Cellular component (GO): external side of plasma membrane
Source: RefSeq, a predicted model, not a curated record